This is a messenger RNA of Medioppia subpectinata, 1767 nucleotides long. Lineage: Eukaryota; Metazoa; Arthropoda; Arachnida; Sarcoptiformes; Oppiidae. The record is from the annotation of a GenBank genome assembly.
AUGAUGAAGGCCGAGUGGACGGGCGUGUAUUGUAGGCAACAUCAGUUGUGCAUGAAUUUCACCGCCGCUGACCCAAAGUCAUGUGGAGGUGAUUCCGGUGGCGGUCUGAUCGAGUACCAGGGUACUAAACAUAUACCCAGGGCUGUGUCUGUGGGCGUAAUGGGUGAUUCCGGUGGCGGUCUGAUCGAGUACCAGGGUACUAAACAUAUACCCAGGGCUGUGUCUGUGGGCGUAAUGACCACAUCGGGAACAGUGAGAGGUCAGACGGUGUCGGCGCUCGACACAGAGCUCUACCAGUUUCUGGCCAUACCUUAUGCUGAGCCACCAGUUGGUGCUCUACGGUUCGCAAAACCUGAACCUAUCAAAAAAGCCCGAGAUGCUAUUAUUGAUGCAACAAAAGUGGGAAAUUCACCUUAUCAAAAAGAAAUGUCAGUUACACUCAUUCCCAUUACUCAGAGCGAGGACUGUCUUGUGCUAAACAUAUGGACCCCAACUCUACCCACAGAUAACACGUCCAAAACACCGCUCAAACCGGUAAUGUUUUGGUUAUAUGGGGGCGGACUUAGUAUCGGUACUAUCGAUAUGUACAACGGCGGGCCAUUGGCCUCACACGGGGUGGUGUUUGUGGCCCCGAACUAUAGGGUCAAUCACUUUGGCUUUCUAUACGGCGAUCGGGAGGACGCGCCCGGAAAUGUGGGCUUUUAUGAUCAGUUAUUGGCUCUUAAAUGGGUCAGAGAAAACAUUCAUAAGUUUGGCGGAGAUAGGGAUCAGAUCACCAUUUUUGGUGAGAGCGCCGGCAGUUGGUCCGUAUCGGCGCACAUACUCUCCCCGCUAUCCAAAGGCCUAUUCAAGAGGGCUAUUAUGCAGUCGGGCGCCCAUAUGUACAAUAAGGACAGGGAUGUGAACAGCAAAGCCGAGGCCAUAGCCGAAGGCAAACGAGUGGCCAAAGAGUUGGGUUGUAGUGAAGGCGCCGAUUGGGUUCAGUACUUACGGACAGUCGAGGCCAAGGAUUUGGUGGAAAAAGCAAACCCCUUGACGUACCCGGUGUUGGGCACAGAGUUUUUACCACUUUCUGCCCACAAAGCACUUCACGACAAUCAAUAUAAUAACGACAUCGAUCUAAUGGCGGGCAUCACCAGCACUGAGGGCUCGUCACUAUCCAAGCUAUUCAUAGCGCCGGACAAAGAGGUGUUCACUACCGAUGACUUUGUGGCGGCGGUUAAGGCGUCGGACGUCAUGUUUCACGGCAUAGACGCCCAGAAAGUGGUCGACCACUACUUGAAAGGUGUGGACACGAGUAGUACACCGGCGCUAAAGCGGGCUUUUUAUGAAUAUUUUGGCGAUUUAUUCAUGAAAUACCCGACAUAUCUGUUCGCUCGACAACUGGCCACCGGUGCCGGCGAUCGGCAUACGGUAUACUUCUAUGAACUCACGCAUCAAAACCAGUUCUUCGCGCAGAUUCUUCAGUGCGAUACCGAAGAGUCGGGUAUUGGCCACGCGAUGGACAUACCCUUUGUCUUCGGUAUGCCUUUUGGUGGCCAAAUGGCCGCCGCUUUCGAUGAAACCGAUCGCCAGUUUAGUAGAGAUGUGAUGCGAAUGUGGACUAACUUCGCGAAAUACGGCAAACCUGACGAUAAAUGGCCGCAACUAUUGAGUGAUCCGAAUGUACCCAAAGUGAAAGACUUAAACCCCGAUCAAAAUCGACCCCCACUUAACGACCCGUACGGAUAUCAUUAUGAUCAUUUUUGGCAAUCCUACUUUUUGUGA